AUGGCGUCGUCCAACAACGUCGUGGCCACCGAGGUGAGCAACGCCGUCACCAAGCUCAACGACCACCUCGGCACCGCCCUCACCGGCAGCGGCAGUGAGAACACCACCAUCAUCACGCUGGCGGGGGAGAACAGCGGCGCCAACUUGGAGGCGGCUGCAUCGGCCGGCGACGUGGAGGACCUCGUCGUCGUCGGCAGCGCGGACGCGGAGGAGCAUGACGAAGAAGAGGAGGGGGAGGAGAACGUGGUCAUCACCGCCUACGCCAACAGCAACUACCAGGCCGUCAACAACUCGGUGCUCGUCGCCAACGACCCCGGCGUGCACGUCGUCGUGGUGGAGCACGUCGACGAGAUUCGCGACUACGACGAGGACAUCGACGGGCAGGAGUUCUGA
Molecule: messenger RNA, 393 nt
Organism: Miscanthus lutarioriparius
Lineage: Eukaryota; Viridiplantae; Streptophyta; Magnoliopsida; Poales; Poaceae
Source: the annotation of a GenBank genome assembly